Molecule: messenger RNA, 865 nt
Organism: Mycena citricolor
Lineage: Eukaryota; Fungi; Basidiomycota; Agaricomycetes; Agaricales; Mycenaceae
Source: the annotation of a GenBank genome assembly
AUGUCAUCGACCUAUGUCCUGCUGCAGUAUGGCACCGAUGCUUUCAACGCGCGGUUUGUCGAUCUCGAAGGACGGCCUGCGUUCAGUGUUGGCCCGGUCCCCCACAGCCCGAAUCUCGUCGUUAAACUCGGCCGGGAGGCAGAAUGGACACAGCACCACCCCGGGACGAUGGGCCCCGACGCGGCCUACUUCUACUUUGGGCCCUAUGUCGCAGUGCAGAGCUCAGUCUACGGUGCAGGGACACCGACUCCUUCACCCGGAUACCUUGUCUACGGCAACAACCGGAACUCGAUACCCAUGACCUAUCUGAGGAGGCAGAAGACCGAAGGAAGCCCAUCACGAUAUUUCAUUUCGCAGAGCGGAAAGGAAUACAAGUGGAGGGUGUCCCAGACGAGGAUGGAGCUGACAGACGGCCGCACGGUCUUUGCGGUCUGGGAGACGGCUGCAGCCACAGACGACUUUGACGGCCGGCUGACCCUGAAGCACGCCGGGCUGGCGUUCGUCACGGAAAUCAUGGCCACGCUCACCAUAAACCGCAUGAGCGGGGCCCUGGGCUGGUGAGCCCUGGUCUCACUCACGCAUGUUGGCCCCGGCACAUGUGGAUCGGGCAAGGACACCGGUCCGGAUUCAAUUGGAAUGGCGCUCUCGUUGGGAAGUAUCUGCAGUGUAUCAUAUCAUAUCAGCAUCAGCAUCAGCAUCUCGCCUCAUCAAGCCAUGCACUUGUCCCUUGACCUCGGGAGUUGCUAUGAAUCAUCCGUGUUUUACUCUUUUUGUUUUCGUUCUGUUUUCGCUCAUGUAUUAGUAUACACCCGCUGUCGCAUCCGAUGUCGUCUCUUGCGUUCGAAAUUAAAUCAAUUUGUAUGCG